UGGCGGCCACCAUGAAGAAGGUGGCUGCAGAAGAUGUCAACGUUACUUUUGAAGAUCAACAAAAGAUAAACAAAUUUGCAUGGAAUACGAGUAGAAUCACAGAGCUGAAGGAAGAAAUAGAAGUAAAAAAGAAACAGCUCCAGAAUUUAGAAGAUGCUUGUGAUGACAUCAUGCUUGCAGAUGAAAACUGUUUAAUGAUACCUUAUCAAAUUGGUGAUGUUUUCAUUAGCCAUUCUCAAGAAGAAACACAAGAAAUGUUAGAAGAAGCAAAGAAAAAUUUGCAAGAAGAUAUUGAUGCCUUAGAAUCCAGAGUGGAAUCAAUUCAGAGGGUGUUAGCAGAUUUGAAAGUUCAGUUAUAUACAAAAUUUGGGAGCAAAAUGAACCUUGAAGCUGAUGAAAGCUAAACAUUUUAUAAUACUUUUUUCUAAUUUGUUAAUUUGUUUAAUAAACUUGAAUAUUGUUUAAAAUGAUAAUUUCCCUUCUUCAAAUGACAUGGAAAGGAAAACUUUCUUUUUUUUAAACUUUUCAUUUAUUUAAUGGAAACUUGCCUAUUUUCACAUGUCUUGCUUAUUUAUUUUAUAUUUUUAAAAGAAGACAGUAUACAUCUGUAUAUUUUGCAUAAUGAUUAUGUCAAGUCUAGGGGCUUUAUGUCAUGUUAUUAAAAUCAGUUGAGCAAUC
Nycticebus coucang (slow loris) is the source of this 678-nucleotide messenger RNA. Its product is annotated as prefoldin subunit 4-like. The transcript has a single exon. Bases 12 to 404 code for a protein of 130 amino acids. The record is from RefSeq and is a predicted model, not a curated record. Gene Ontology annotation, biological process: protein folding. Gene Ontology annotation, cellular component: prefoldin complex; cytoplasm. NCBI's taxonomy places the organism in Eukaryota, Metazoa, Chordata, Mammalia, Primates, Lorisidae.